Molecule: messenger RNA, 1673 nt
Organism: Chaetomium strumarium
Lineage: Eukaryota; Fungi; Ascomycota; Sordariomycetes; Sordariales; Chaetomiaceae
Exons: 4
Coding region: 221-1468 (415 amino acids)
Source: RefSeq, a predicted model, not a curated record
UAGUAGUAGAUGGUGAGCUCAGCAUCCGGGCAUACAAUUCGUGUAGGAUUCCUCGUGCGGCGGGAGCUCCCGGCUGAGCCUGACCCCCAAAGUAAAGUAUAACUGCCUUUCCCUUUCUUUUACUGUCCUAAUUAGCCCCCUUAGCAGCAGUGCUCUCACUUUUCUCCUUGUUGUCCUUGUCACGUCACCACCACACAGUGACACAGCCACUCCAGCCACCAUGGUCGCCGGUCUGAACGCCGAUGGCGACAACUUCCUGGCCGUCAUCGUUGUCUUCCCAGCCAUUGCCGUCAUCGCCACGGCCCUCCGCAUGUGGUGCAAGGCAGUCACCAUGAAGAGCGGCUUUCAGUCUUUCCACGCCGACGACUGGGCGAUCGUGGCCACCACGGUAACCUACCUGGGUGCCGAGUCAGCAAUCUACUGGGGCUUAUUUGCUGGCAACCGGGGCAUGGAGAUUGGCGAGAUGACGGAAGACCUCAUGUCUGCGCCGUCGCUUGACAAGCUUCUCAGGAUCCAGAACUACCUUAAGUCCCUCUUCAUCGGCAACACAGUGGUGACCCUGACCAUCUACUUGGCCAAGAUCUCGGUGUGCCUGUUGUACCGCCGCCUGUUCUCGACGCAGCCGUUCCGGAAGCUGUGCUUCAUUCUGAUCGUCAUCUCCACCAUGUGGUUCAUCGCCGCCACGGUGAUCAACCUCGUCACCUGCAUCCCGGUCGACUCCUUCUGGAACCGCCUCAAGCCUGGCCGGUGCAUCAACUUCAACACCUUCUCCUUGGGCGUCGGCAUCGUCGACAUCCUCAUCGACGUCAUCAUCCUGGUCCUGCCGGUCCGGGCUGUCACGUCCCUGCAGCUGCCGACCCGCACCAAGGCGAUGGUGUCGGGCAUUUUCCUACUGGGUGGUCUUGCCGUCAUCACAAACAUUCUCCGCGUAGCAUACCAAUACCAGCCCAACGGAUUCUACGUCAACUUCGGCCGAGCCGAGAUCUUCCUCAACGUGCACGCGGCCAUCAGCAUCCUGUGCGCCUGCCUGCCCACGUACAAGCCGCUGCGCGACCUUCUGGGCAAGCUGGUGUCCACCAUCCGCGACCGCUACGGCUCGUCGGUGCGCUUCCUCCGCAGCGGGAGCGGGAGCGGGAGCGGCUCCUCCUCCUCCUGGGGCCGCGCCAGGCUCGGUAGCUCGUCCAACGACUCGACGGAUCGCGGACACGAUCUCACCAGCCAAGACCCGAGCCACGGGCACGAAGCCAAGGCGGCGUUCUACCCGCCGCCCAUGGUGUACCACUACCCGGCCACGGCGAACGACAGUGCUUCCACGAGGGAGCUGGUCCAGCCCCCGCCGCCGAUGUACUGGGGGCAUCAGUACGGCGCCGGAUACGGCGGCUAUGAUACUGGUGUUCCUCCACAACAUCAGGUUUUUACGAUCCCUGACGGGGCGAUUGGGCGGACUACUAGGGUAGAUAUUGUGUAAGGGUAUUGCGGGCUUGUUGGUCUUUUUGUGGAUGUGGUUUCAUUGUAUUGUAUGCUACGGUUGUGUUGGUGUAAGGACAGUCGGGAACUGUAAACACCGUGGGCCUGUCAUUUUCGCCUUUGGUUUCUUUCACUUUUUUUAUGUUUUGCAUCAAGCCAGGGUUCACGGGUCUGGAGUCUAUCAGGGGCGAGUGGGUGUUCACGGG